Messenger RNA from Loa loa (African eye worm), 753 nucleotides. RefSeq lists its product as hypothetical. The transcript has 6 exons. Gene Ontology annotation, biological process: stabilization of membrane potential; potassium ion transmembrane transport. The record is from RefSeq and is a predicted model, not a curated record. Gene Ontology annotation, cellular component: membrane. Gene Ontology annotation, molecular function: potassium ion leak channel activity. Lineage: Eukaryota; Metazoa; Nematoda; Chromadorea; Rhabditida; Onchocercidae. Bases 1 to 753 code for a protein of 250 amino acids.
AUGUUAAUAAAGAAUCGUGCCGAGCGUUUGAAUUAUUUCAUAGGACAACAGGAUGGAGAAGGCAAAAUUUUUGAGCAGAUUGGUGAAAAGAAGACAACUGAUUUUGGUAUCAAAACACAAAAAGAUCAGAUACGACAGAGAAUACGCAUAGUAUUGCCACAUAUCGGCCUUGUCCUCCUUUCAACAGCUUACACAAUUCUCGGUGCUGCUAUCUUUCAUCAUUUUGAAAUGCCACAUGAAGUAUAUAUUCGUAACGAAACUGCUCGUCGAAUUGAAGCUUUAAAACAAAAAAUUAUCGACAAUUUAUGGAUGCUAGUACAUGUGAGAAACAGUACUGGAGAGGUGACAUUUGAAACCUGGUCUAAAACAGCACAUCUUGGUAUUAAUGAUGUAAUUCGUGAUGUGUUUAUUGAUUACACGAAAAAUUACAUGACACCCGACGACAUAAUCAAAGGUGCUGGACCGGUGAAAUGGUCAUUCGGUUCUAGUGUAUUUUUUUCAUGGACGGCUAUUACAACCAUUGGUUAUGGACAUAUAGUACCGAGAACCAAUGAAGGCCGGAUAGCGUGUCUUAUGUAUGCACUGUUAGGUAUUCCGUUAAUACUUGUCACCAUUGCUGAUAUCGGACGAUUUCUCUCGGGUAUUGAAAACUUUUCAUUCUAUCGUUUUUACCCAAUCCAAAUGUUACUGCGAAACUAUGCCCAAUUAUUACAUUAUUAUUUCGGUCAUUGGAUGUUGCAAAAAGAAAUUUAG